This is a messenger RNA of Ectocarpus sp. CCAP 1310/34, 3572 nucleotides long. NCBI's taxonomy places the organism in Eukaryota, Phaeophyceae, Ectocarpales, Ectocarpaceae. The record is from the annotation of a GenBank genome assembly.
AACUCCUCUCUCAUGGCGAAAGACAAGGGCGCCGUGCCGCCGGGGUCUGCAAGAGGAGGCAGCCGUGCCGCCAAAAAGCGUCGCAAGCAGAAAGGCAAGGCGAGCGCCUCGGGCGGCAGCACCCAGCCGAAAGCAUCAUCACCAUCCGGCAGCAAUCUGGUGCCACCGUCCAAACCAGGGAGCAGCAGGGAUGAUAACCGACUUGCUGCUGCGGCUGGGAGCGCCAAGCGCAAGCGCGAGUCGAUCACCGCUGCUGCGUCUAAUUCAGCAGGGCAACCGCCUGUAGUAUCGGGCAACGGGGCUGCCACCGGAGGUGGAAGCAGCAACGGAGACGGUGUCGGGGCCGGCAGCGGCGGCGGCAGCAGCAGGCGCUCUGGCCACCAGCAGCCAGCGCCUACAACAAUCGAUGCGUCCGCGGCCGACGAUCGGUCUCGUCUCUUGCUGGAGCUCGACGUUCAAGGAGUACUUUCGGACCCGGAUGUCGAGAGCGGCUUGAAAGCUCGGCAGCUGUUGCAGUGGAUCAUCGCUCCGCUGUCGGUGGAGGAGUUCUACGGCACGUACUGGGAGCGGAAUCCUUUCGUCGUGCGCGGGCGGCGGGCGGACUACUUCUCCGGCUGGCUGGAAACCUCCGACUUGGAAGCAUUCAUCUCAGGGCAGUCCAUGCAGUAUGGCACCGACCUCGACGUCACCAACUACGUCAACAAGCGCCGCGUCACCCUCAACCCUGCCGCACCAGCACCAUCUCCGGAGCAAUCGUCAUCGCCGCCGCCGAAAAAGGGCGGCCACAAGGGCAAGGGUAAGGGCGGUGCUUCCACCGGCGGCAACGGCGCGAGUGGCGAUGCCCAUCUUGCCGCAAUAGAGGGGGCAGGGGGCGCCGUGGUUACCCCCAACUUCGUGUGGCAGAAGUUCAGGGAGGGGUGCUCGUUGCGGAUGCCGUGCCCCCAGAAGUUCAGCGACCCCUUGCACCUGCUGCUGUCAGCGCUGGAGGAGGAGUUUGGGUGCAUGGUUGGUUCUAACGUCUACCUCACUCCUCCGAGGAGCCAGGGGUUCGCGCCCCACUGGGACGACAUAGAGGCCUUCUUGCUGCAGGUGGAAGGCCGGAAGCGUUGGAGGGUGUACCCCCCCGCGGAUGACCAGGCCGUUCUUCCCAGGCUGUCGUCGCCCAACCUGACGGACGAACAGGUGGGAGAACCGGCACUGGAGGUAGUGCUGGAGCCCGGCGACUUGCUCUACUUCCCGAGGGGGUGGGCGCAUCAGGCGGAGACCGUGGGAGACGAGGCUUCGCUUCACAUCACCGUGUCCGCCAUGCAGGGGAACUGCUGGGCGGAUUUGGUUGAAGGACUGGUGCCUCAGGCCGUCGCCAGCGCUGUCCAGGCAAACCAAGAGCUGCGGUCCGGUCUCCCUCGGGAUUACUUGGAAUACAUGGGCGUCGUUCACAGUGAUGAGGAGGACAAACGCAGAGACAUGUUCAAGGCCAAGAUGAGGAAAAAGCUGGGGCUCAUCGUCGAGGAGGCUAUCGAGCUCUUGGACGCUGCGGCGGACCAAAUGGGCAAGAGGUACAUUUCGGACCGCCUGCCCCCGGUGUUGAAAGAGAGCGAGGAGCUUUCGUCAGUGGUAGAGAGAGGGGACGGGGCUAUCACUCCCCUCACCAAGCUUCGCCUGGCGAGGAGAGGGUGCGCAAGGCUGGUGCUCGAAGACGGCGUUGCGGUAGUUUACCACUGCAUGGACAACUCGAGGGUGCAUCACGGCAACGCCAUGAGUCCUCUGCAGUUCGAGCUGGAUGACGCGCCGGCGCUGGAGGUGCUGUUGUCGGCGUACCCUCGCCCCGUGAUGGUGUCGGAACUGCCGCACCCCCCCACCGAGGACCUCGAGGACAAGGUGGGCAUUGCCGCUGCGCUGUUCAAGGAGGGCUUCAUGCUGAUCGUGGACGACGUCGAGGCCGACGAAGACGACGAUGAUGCCGAUGGUGGUGAUGGUGGUGGUGAAUCCUCCUCGGAUAAGCAGGGGACAGGGAAUGGCGCGGGGUCGUUGCAGCAGAUGGAGGAAGAGGAGGAGAAGGAAGAAGAGGAUGGAGACGGAGACGGCUUGUGAUCUGGCCAGCGAAUCGCUGUGGAGUAGGGUUGGGAAUCGAAGAGAGCGGAUGUCAAGCAGGAGAAGAGAAAAAAGGGGGUGGGUAUGUUUAUACCCAAAGUGUUUUGGCAAUUGUACCCGCCUCGUUCAAUUGUUUGCUUGCAGGAUACGCGAUAAGUAUUGAGUACACGCAACAUCUCGGAAGGCAGCGAUUUAGCACAAGCAAAUGGUUCGGUGCGGAGAGAGCGUGUACGACGCUCUCGAUUCGGGUUUUGACAGCCCCAAACGAAACCCAAUACGUUAUUGUCCAAAAGGCGAAACGAACGAAUUGCGGGCCGGCGCUAGGACAAAAAAGCAGGUCGACAGAUGGCGGCGGCGUGUGUACAUACUUCUAUUUGGUGGGGCGGCUGGUGUGGUUUUGAUGAGAAUGGAUGCGAAUGAACCACCACUGAUUAUAAGUAUGUUUUGUUGUGCAGCGACACGCCAUCUAUUUUGUGUUUUUUGUGAUGUUUCAUUGUUCGAUGAUCGUCGAAACCCCAAAACUACACUAGUAGUAGGGCAAAAAGCGACUUGUGCGCGGCUCGUUGCGUUUUCUGUUGUGCAACGCGUACAUCGAAACUGACUGGGUCAGACUAACACCCGCCGAAGGCACAUCGGCUCGCGCAACACCCAACCGACUGUCACUGCUCUCGACGAGCCUAUGGGUAGGGAGUGACCAAUGGCCACAUGACCAAUUUCGACACAUUGCCGCCGCAACGAACCUGACGGCAAGGGCAAACUCAGGGUGCAAGAAUUAACCUGUAACAAUAGCCAGCAUAGCAAAACAACUGGGCGAUCGGGCGCGUCCUCGUGAAAGAAGCAGCCGUGUGGAGAACUAGAGGAUGGGAUAGCGGGGGGGGCUGCGGGGACAUGCAUCACAGAUGUGGGCCCAGACGAGGGUGAGGGCACCGGACUCGACCGUGUCUACAUAUGAGCGUAUGCGCCUUAUUUGCUCGCGAAAUAUCGCCUGAAUAGUUUCGGCGAAAAUGGAUUUAUUCAAGGAUAUCGUUGAGCUGGCGUUCCACACCUUGUGUGUGUGACGCGCUCUGCAUGAUGAGAAGGAAAUCGGGAGAAUGUGUGUGUUUUUAUUAUUAGCAUCGAUCGCGCUAACCGGCUGACCAAUUAAAAUACGUCAGUGCCAGCGGGUAAAAAUCAAGGUCCCUGAAAGGGGGCCAAAAUUCGAAAAAUGCGCAAUGCGCUAGAUACCAAUGCCAAUACGACUCUCCCUAUAUGUUCUUUCACGCAGACACACAUCUCAGCUACACAAAUGCCCUCGCUCGAACCUAGGAAGCCACUGAUGCAAAGAGCGGAGGACAGCAAAAGGGUUAAUUCGAGCCCAGCCGAAGCCAGGAUAUCGUGAUAUCGUGGUAUGCUGCAUCUCCCAAUUUGAUAAUCGUGCACUCCCAAGAUCCAACAGUCAUCGUGUCAGCAGCUAGAUGACUCAAACAUCAUAGCAACACAUA